GCCCCACGCACAGCACAGACGACCAUCCUUCAUGCUGCGUCGAGCGCACGGGCACGGCAGCAGCUAUAUUUACCGGACGGACAACGGCGUGGCUUUUCGUAGCCGUUGAGGGUAUUGUUGCAUAAUGGCGAGCAUGGACGAAGUGUCGGCCCCGCCACUACCCGCUUACCCCACCACAACGGGAGAGAACAGUGACCAGGUAAGCACAUAUCCAACUUGCCAAUCAAUCAAUAAUACUGCUGUCAAGGCCGAAGUGACAGGUCAGAUUUCCGAAAUGACUAUAAGUGAUCAGCCGACAUCUGCAGAAAGUGGUGGCAGAAUUGAUCCCUCCGGGCCUAGCACAGUCAUGGAAAUGUUUCAGGAUGGAGUGGUGGUGGUACUGCAGAGUGUCGCCAGCAGACACACUCUCUGCGUGUCUGGAGGAGAAAUAAGUGGAAAAGGAAUCAGAGAUGCCUUCUCACAGUUUAGAGUCCACACGUUGCCAUCUGGAAGAAUAGCUCUUCAGAAUGUGGGCAACGCAGAUAACUGGCUCACAGUCUACGAGGGGAGAACCCUAGGAUCAGGAAGUGGAGGACCUUAUGCAGAAUUUGUUCUUCAUGAAAUAGAAGGUAAAUACGUGGCACUUGAGUCGGGGUUCUACCCAGGUCAACACGUGGGUGUCUGUGAGAACGGAGAGCUCCAACCGCCUUCGGAGACUCCGGCCCGCCACCGAGCCUCUCUCUUCAUUCCCUUCCCCCAGUUCUCCACUCCUCCUGCUACCACAUGGGUGGAGCCAGCCCCGAGACCUGGUGAGCUUCCUCCGCCAUAUCCCGGACCACCGCAAGGUGGUGUAUUUGGUGGAGGGAUCAAAGGCACUGAAGCAGCUCAUCCCUCUGUGGCACAGCCUGCUCUGCCGCUGUACCAACCUCCAUCUCACAUGUUUCAGCCAGCCGGGCCCUCCUUCCUCCAGCCACCAGCGCCCGGCGCGAUGGUCCACCCUCCAGAUCACUCCAUUCCAACCCACCCUGCCAUUCCUCUCGGCUACGAACUGAUGGAUUUGUUCUACAAGUUCAACAGUCUGCAUCUCGUCCCUCGGGAGGACUCUCACCUGACAGACCACCCCGUGGCCGUCACUCAUGGAGUCCUGGAGAAACGUACCAAACUCAAGACCGGAGGAAACUUCCAGUCCCCGGCAUCUGAAUUGAUUGCAGAGACUUCACCGGAUGGUAACGUAGCACUGAGAAACCCUGCCUCUGGGAAGACACUCUGCUGCAACAGUCAAAUGAAGCUGUUCAUGGGGGACGACGUGUAUGCGUACGGUGCCGAGCAUCUGUUCACAGUGCGAGGUAUCCACGGAGCUAUCGUUGCCCUGGAGUCGGUCCAGUUUCCCACCCACUUUGUGAGUGCAAAUGGCAAAAACGGGACCCUCAUUCUGGAGAGACAGGAACUGAAGGCUUACUGCGUCCAGUUCACAGUCUAUGUCAGUAGAUUUAAGGGCCCGUACAGUCAAGUUCUCACUUCUCCAUUUUCCAGUGGACACCCCUCAAUCGUGAGCAAAUUAAAGGACAGGUCGGUGAUCCAGCUCUUUUCAAAUCCAGAACGUAUGUAUCUGUGUCUUGGACGGAAAGUUCACUCAACUGAUGUGGAGGAGGAAGGAACGUUCCUGUUGUUCCGUGACCGAGGCAUGGGUCGUGUUUCCUUCACCAGCUACUUUGGAGGGAAACACUUGAAGAUUGAUCACAACGGACACCUCUCAACAGAUAGUCAAGAGAAGCACACAGAUUUCUAUGUGAGAGAGUGUCCGCGUGGAACUCUGCUGUUUGAGAGCAUCGUCUUCCCUCAAGAGGUGAUCAAGAUGAGCGUGGGGAAGAAGAAAAACAAGAGGAUCGUCAACCAAUUCGCCGUCUUUCUCCUGGACAGGAAUAAAACUCAAGGAAUGGUGGGUCAGAAGACCAUUCCCAAUCAGCUCAGCAUCAGCCAUUCAAUCCCUCUUUUCGACUGGGCGGAGCAGGCGUUGUUCAGCGAGGGAAGCGUGGUGCUACUGCAGUCGCUCGCCAGUGAGCGGGGACUGUGUGUGAAGCACGGAAGAGUAUCUGGGACUGGGAUCAGAGACCCACACUCUCAGUUUGUCGUUUACAUACGUCGGUAUGGAAGGAUAGCUCUACAGAGCGUGGCCUAUCCGAACAAGUGGCUCCAGAUACGAGACGGAGAGACCGGAGCUGGUGGAGGUCGAAUGGAGUUUGCGGAGUUCAACGUCCAUGAAGUAGGGGACAGCUUUGUGGCUCUGGAGUCAGCAGUGUACCCAGGUCAACAUGUGGGUAUUCGUGAGGAUGGAGAGCUGAAGUCAGCAGCAGAGACUCCUCCCAUGGACCCCAGUUCUUUCUUCAUCCCAUUCCUACACUCCUCGGCCUCAGGGAGCGCUGGACUGAGUCAGAGUCAGAAUCCACGGGAGUCUCGUCAGCCUCCCAAUCAGCAGGGUCUUCCUCCUGGAUGGGAGCCAGCCAGAACUGCCGAUGGGAGAGAGUACUUCAUCAACCACACCACCAGAGCCACCAGCUGGACAAGUCCCUCUCUGGACCCUGCGCCUCCCACCGGCUACUCCAUACAGGACUUGUUUCGAGGGAACAGUGUUUUGAUAGUCCCAGUAUCGGCCACCACGCGAGACUAUGACAGUGCAAUGACUGUACAGACUAGUGAUGCUCUCCUGUCUAUGAUGAGUUACCCCAAGUGGGUAGCCAGUGCCCAAAAUGCUGGACCUGACUAUGCUAAUGCUAACUGUAUAGUUACUCCAACUGUAAUGCUCAAAGGGGAUGUUAUGCUCAUGACUCAUUCUGGCAUGGUGUGGGUCAACAAAGCAAAGAAAGUAUUUGUAAUGAAAAACCCACUGGACAGAGGGAUAAAUGAGCUGUUCAUCGUCCAUCAUAUCAGAGAGUCAAUUGUGGCGUUUGAAUCAGUUAUGUUUCCCGGGUACUUCUUGAGUGUUGACGGACCAGGAAGAGCGGCAAUCCUUGAAGCUAUAGGCCACAGGGCUUUUGGUUUUACACAACUUUGUGUCCAAUUCAUUGUGCGUGUGGUGAAGUUUGGAAGCAACUCCCGUCAAAGAGCUCUUUCACCUUUCAGUAGGAAAGUGGCAUCUGUGGAGAAGCUGGUGGACAGAGCAGUCGUCCAAUUCUACCACAAACCAUCCCAACUCUUCUUGGGAGUCCACAAAUCUGAAGUGACACUGAUAGACGACGAGGAGGACAACAAAACAUUCUGGGAGUACCAUGACAGAGGAAUGGGACGUUUGUCGCUCACCUUGAGAGGGAGCCACAAGACAUUGGCAAUGGGCCACAAUGGAGCGCUCUGCACCGUAGGCGGGCUUGGGAGUGUCGAGUCCUCAGAUUUCCGUGUUCUGGAGUGUCCAACAGGAGAACUGAUACUGGAGAGCUCUAGAAACACUGGAGACUACGUCUCUCUCUGGAGCUCCAAGUACAGAAUUAAAGUCAAGAAAUUCUCCGUCUACCUCUUGGAUGUGGGCAGUAAUAGCAAGCUAACCCCCAGAGAUGCCAUCAACUGAAAAUUGUAUAAUAAACUCAUCUUCGUCGACAUGCAACUGCAGAAGUGUGCACUGAUUGUUUUCUAUGCAGUAUGUAUUUCAGCUGACCUUUUUUACUUUCACCUUAAAUUUUUUUUAAUGAUCCAAGGUGUAUUAUUACAACAUUCAUGAAAUUUCUAUAAAAUAAGUGUCAAUGUUCUGAAACACAUACAAAUAUCUGAAUGAUUCAUAGUAUGAUUAAUAUUAGUCAUGUGACCUGUUAGUUGUGAUGAUGAUGUCAUUUGUCCAAUCGACAGAGAGGAUUAUCGUGGACCAUUUGCAGAUCGACCUUGUGACCUACCAACUCUCGAAUGUUGUUCAGAGCGAUACUUGAUCAUUGUUGGUCUCUCAAGAGAGACUCCCCAGGCAAUGACCGACACCUCCCUGGGCAGACCCAUAGGCAGCAGCAUCUCUGGUCUGAACAUACCCGAGUUACCCACCUCCACCCACUUACCCAG
Molecule: messenger RNA, 4014 nt
Organism: Geodia barretti
Lineage: Eukaryota; Metazoa; Porifera; Demospongiae; Tetractinellida; Geodiidae
Source: the annotation of a GenBank genome assembly